Messenger RNA from Puntigrus tetrazona (Sumatra barb), 4443 nucleotides. It is a transcript of the gene slc26a6.2, whose product is annotated as solute carrier family 26 member 6. Lineage: Eukaryota; Metazoa; Chordata; Actinopteri; Cypriniformes; Cyprinidae. The coding region runs from base 318 to 2546 and encodes 742 amino acids. The transcript is spliced from 19 exons. Gene Ontology annotation, biological process: transmembrane transport. Gene Ontology annotation, cellular component: membrane. Gene Ontology annotation, molecular function: bicarbonate transmembrane transporter activity; chloride transmembrane transporter activity; secondary active sulfate transmembrane transporter activity. The record is from RefSeq and is a predicted model, not a curated record.
ACGGGUAUCAGAGAGGGCAGGAUACACAUUAACACAAACUGUGAUAGAAGAGAAGGGCCAGGGACGUUAAUCACUCCAUUGCUGUCCAGAGCGUUACUGAACGAGCAGCAAACCUGUGGAGCUCUUGCUUCAAAUGACUGGAGAACAUCCUUCAGAAUUGUUCUGGGUCUGUUUGCAUGGACAUUAAGAACCGAAUUUUCAUUGUGAGGCAAUUUCAUUGUUGACAUUUUGGAAUCUAUGCACUGGAUGUGAUCUGAACAGUGAAUGUGAGAAGAAACGUUUUCAGGAUCAUUUGUAAAAUAGAGAGACGAUUCAAAAUGCAAGAAGAGGUGAAGGGCAAAGAUCUCAGGAAAAGGGUGCCGUAUCACAUUCAGAGAGAUGUACUGGAUGAGCUCGGUGUUGACCAAGUUGCUGAAAAAUCGGAUUUCCAAAUUUCAGCAAAAGAAAAACUCAGAGAUGCUGUCAGGUGUACAGGGCCGAGGUUUAAGAGCUGUUUCCUAUCAUUUAUUCCUCUUCUGUCUUGGCUGCCACGAUACCCAUUUCGAGAAAACGCUAUUGGAGACCUAAUAUCAGGAAUCAGUGUGGGAAUCAUGCACCUGCCACAAGGUAUGGCAUAUGCUUUGCUGGCUGCUGUCCCUCCUGUUUUUGGUCUAUAUUCCUCUUUCUACCCCAUUCUCAUCUACUUCAUAUUUGGAACAUCCAAACACAUUUCUGUGGGUACAUAUGCAGUUAUGAGUGUUAUGAUUGGCAGCGUGACGGAGCGUUUGGCUCCAGACUCCGAUUUCAUGAUACCGGGCAAUGACACCAACAGCACCAUCCUGGACAUUGUCGGCCGUGAUUCAGAGAGGGUCAAGAUCGCGGCCACUGUGACUUUCUUAUCUGGCAUUUUCCAGUUGCUCCUCGGCUUGGUUCGUUUUGGUUUCGUGGUGACGUAUCUCUCAGAGCCGUUGGUGAGAGCUUAUACAACAGCUGCCGCUAUACACGUUAUCGUCUCCCAGCUCAAAUAUUCCUUUGGCAUCAGUCCACAGCGGUAUAGUGGACCUUUGUCUCUUAUAUAUACAGUCAUAGAGGUUUGCGCAUUGCUUGGACAGACUAAUAUUGGUACUCUGGUAGUUAGCAUUGUAACCAUCAUAGGUCUGGUUAUUGCAAAGGAACUUAGUGCCUUGGCGGCACGCAAAAUCCCUGUUCCCAUUCCCGUUGAGCUGAUUACUAUUAUCAUUGCUACUGUGGUGUCGUGGCAGAUGGAUUUGAAGACUGAAUAUGGUGUUGAAGUGGUUGGAGAAAUCCCAUCAGGUCUGCAGGCUCCCGUGGCACCCGCUGUCUCACUGUUGGGUUCAAUGGUUGGCGAUGCUUUUGCCCUGGCUGUUGUUGGUUAUGGUAUUGCUAUCUCACUGGGUAGAAUUUUUGCACUCAAAUAUGCCUACAAAGUCGACAGUAACCAGGAGCUCAUAGCACUGGGUCUGUCUAACUCAGUUGGAGGCUUAUUCAAUUGUUUUGCUAUCAGCUGCUCUAUGUCUCGCACCAUGGUGCAGGUCAGCACAGGGGGGAAGUCACAGGUAGCAGGAGCGAUUUCUGCUCUGGUAAUUCUGGUGAUCUUGUUAAAGAUUGGUGAGCUAUUUGAGGAGCUGCCAAAGGCUGUGCUGGCUGCUAUAAUCUAUGUAAACCUGCAUGGCAUGAUGAAGCAGUUCGGAGACAUCUGCUCUCUCUGGAGGACCAACAAAGUGGAUAUGGUGGUGUGGGUGAUGACAAUGAUCUUGACGGUGUUGUUUAAUCCAGAUAUGGGACUUGCUGCAUCUAUUGCCUUCUCCAUCCUCACUGUCGUCUUCAGAACUCAGCUACCCAAAUACUCUAUUCUUGGCCAGGUUCCCGGUACUGACAUCUACAAACCAGUAGAGGACUACAAUCAGGUGAAGGAGAUUCCGGGUAUAAUGAUUUUCCGUUCAUCUGCAACAUUAUACUUUGCCAAUGCUGAAAUGUACAUUGAAGCACUCUAUGAGAAGACCGGGGUAGACGUGGCAAAACUUCUCUCACACAAGAAGAAACUGGAAGCAAAGAGACUGAGAAAAGAAAAGAAAGCUGCAAAGAAAGCAAAGAAAGAGGCCAAGAAAAGAGCUAAAGAAGCUGUUAAAGCUGCUAAGGUUGAGGAAGCACAGUUUUCCGACACAGAUGAAAGUGGGGAAGAAGCAGAGGCAAACGGGGAUGUGCAUAAGCUGUCAGUCAAAAAUCCAAAGGAUGUGGCCGCUGUGGAGGUGGGGCCUGACACUGACACCCCACUCCCGCGGGCAAUCAUUCUUGACCUGAGCCCUGUCAACUUCCUGGAUACAGUUGGCGUGAAGACUCUUCGCAAUAUCUAUAAAGAUUACGGAGAAGCUGGUGUACAGGUGUACUUAUGUGGCUGCCAGAGAGGUGUCGUAGAGAGCAUGGAAAAGGGGGAUUUCUUCAACGAGAAAGUAACUAAAUCGAUUCUCUUCUCAUCGGUACACGACGCCGUUCUUUACUGCAUACAAGGAAACAGUGAAGAGGUUAUACAGGGAACACAUUUGUAACACCAAACAUGAUAUGGAACACAGAACUGGAUUGUUAUUUAUUGUGUAUUUCAUCAUGAGGAAGAAUACGCUAAUGAGGUGCUUUUAAUGAAUCAUUUAGUUUUUUUGUUUGUUUGUUUCUUUGGUUAAGUAAUAAACAGAUACUAGAGAUUUCUGAAUAUCUGAAAACGGAUCUGCCAUGGAAUGUUGUUGUGUGAGACGAGUAAACUUAAAAAAUCUUAUUGUCCCCUUAUCUGUGAUGCAUCUAAGAAACAGGUUAUUCCAGGUUGUGACACUUUAGAGUCCCGGAUAUAUAAUGAUUAUUACACAUGAAUGUGGUCUUAUAAUAAUCAGACUCCUGGAAAGUUCCCCUUUUUGGCAAUAUGCAAUACUGUUCAAAAGUUUGGGUCAGUAUUUCUUUUUUUUUUUUUUUUUUUUUUUACACUUUUCUUUCAGUAAAGACACUUUUCUUAAAUGUUACAAAAGAUUUCUGCCAAAUGUUGUUUUGAAAUUUAUAUUUAAAAAUAUGUAUAGAUUUCUACAGUUCUGCAAACUGCUCAACAUUUUUCCACAUUAAUAAAGUUUUAAUAAUGUUUAAUUAUGUUUUUUAACAUCAAAUGAGAAUAUUAGAGCAGUGGCUCCCAACCAAGUUCUCGGAGGCCCUUCAGCACUGCACAUUAUGCAUCUCUCCUUUGUCUGACACACCUAUUUCAGGUCUUAAGAGUCUUAAUGGGUUGUUCUGAUACAGGUGUGUUUCAUUAGGGACACAUGCAAAACAUGGGCUAAACCCAUAAACCCUCAUUCAGUUCACUUAAAGGAGAGAAUGAAAAUGAGUGAGUGAAUUUUGGACACUGAGCGUGCCGGAAGGACUGCUGCUUUUUCAUUGAUUGCUUGCUGCUUCAUAAUCAUUUGAAAAGGGGAGCUCCGAUGAUAAAAUGAAAGGGUUUAUCUUGAAUUCUGUCACAGAAAUGAUGCAUGAACUAUAGUUAAAUGAUUUAAUAAUCAAAUUUGUAACAAUGUCAUUUUGUGCUGAAUUAUGCCGUGGACGAGGAAUGGAUGUAGGAUUCAGCUGUGGGCGCCAUAUCUUUUGGCAAAACGCAGGAAUUAAUUCGGCGCACAACACUCACACUGCAUCAUGGAGCCUUUGAGUGUACAUCGGUUGUACACUCAUUUUUGUGGUGCAUUGUGAGAUUGAAUGAGUGCACUCAACAACGUCCACUAUGGUUUCGGACACCACAAAUGGCUGUCCCUUUAAAUAAUGCCCUAUUUGAGUGUUGGGGAGCCACCGGGAACGUGGUUGGGAACCCUUGUUUUAGAGUGACAUCUGAAGGACAUGAAGACAAUGAGAAUUCAGCUUUGCAUCACAUGAAUAAAUAAAUUGGAAUUAAUUUUGGGGAAAAUGGAAACAGUUAUUUUAAAAUGUAAAAUACUACUGGUAUCACUGUAUUUUUUUAUCCAAAAUUGCAUUUGGCAAACAUAAGAGGGUUCUUUCAAAAACAUAAAAAAAAUCUGUGACCCCAAACUUUUGAAUAGUAGUUUAUCAAAAAUUAAUUUAUGUAUUUUACUAUGUAUGUUAUGUUAUGUAUGCUGUUUGUUGAUGAUAUAUGCUUGUUUAUUUAGAAUCAUUCUUACUUAAACAUUUUCUUAUUCUUGUGGUGGAAUUGGUAGUAAAUUACCUGUUAUGUUAGACAACUGAUUAUUGGUGAAAAAAUGUGACUUCAUGUAAAUGGUAACAAGUUUCAGAGAAACUGGUCAUUCAAGCAUAUCCUAACAGAAGAAGCUAAUCCAGAACCUGUCCAACUCCUUUACCAGCGCAUUGUUUCAGAACAGAUAAUACCUAUCCUGUGACAAAAGCACAAGCGGUGAGCAAAUGACUGACUGCGUGCACAAAAGGUGAAUAAAUAAUAUGUUAAAGAUA